Molecule: messenger RNA, 3144 nt
Organism: Chinchilla lanigera (long-tailed chinchilla)
Lineage: Eukaryota; Metazoa; Chordata; Mammalia; Rodentia; Chinchillidae
Gene: Scarf2
Product: scavenger receptor class F, member 2
Molecular function (GO): scavenger receptor activity
Source: RefSeq, a predicted model, not a curated record
GCCGCUCUGGCUACUCCUGCUACUCUGGCUGCUGCCCGGCCCCGCGGCGCCCCAGGAGCUGAACCCGCGCGGCCGAAACGUGUGCCGCGCGCCGGGCUCCCAAGUGCCUACGUGCUGCGCUGGCUGGAGACAGCAGGGGGACGAGUGUGGGAUCGCGGUGUGCGAAGGCAACUCCACGUGCUCAGAGAACGAGGUGUGCGUGCGGCCCGGCGAGUGCCGCUGCCGCCACGGCUACUUCGGUGCCAACUGCGACACUAAGUGCCCGCGCCAGUUCUGGGGCCCCGACUGCAAGGAGCGGUGUAUCUGCCACCCGCACGGGCAGUGUGAGGACGUGACGGGCCAAUGUACGUGCCACGCGCAGCGCUGGGGCGAACGCUGCGAGCAUGCGUGCCAGUGCCAGCAUGGCACGUGCCACCCGCGGAGCGGCACCUGCCGCUGCGAGCCCGGCUGGUGGGGCGCACAGUGUGCUAGAGCAUGCUACUGCAGCGCCACGUCGCGCUGCGACCCGCAAACGGGCGCCUGCCUGUGCCACGCGGGCUGGUGGGGCCGCAGUUGCAACAAUCAGUGCGCCUGCAACUCGUCGCCCUGCGAGCAGCAGAGCGGCCGCUGCCAGUGCCGCGAGCGCACGUUUGGCGCGCGCUGCGAUCGUUACUGCCAGUGCUUCCGAGGCCGCUGCCACCCCGUGGACGGCACGUGCGCCUGCGAGCCGGGCUACCGCGGCAAGUACUGUCGCGAGCCUUGUCCUGCCGGCUUCUAUGGCCUGGGCUGUCGCCGCCGGUGCGGCCAGUGCAAGGGCCAGCAGCCAUGCACUGUAGCCGAGGGCCGCUGCCUGACGUGCGAGCCCGGAUGGAACGGAACCAAAUGCGACCAGCCAUGUGCCACCGGCUUCUACGGCGAGGGCUGUGGCCACCGCUGCCCGCCCUGCCGCGACGGGCACGCCUGCAACCACGUCACCGGGAAGUGCACUCGCUGCAACGCGGGCUGGAUCGGCGACCGGUGCGAGACCAAGUGCAGCAACGGCACUUACGGGGAUGACUGCGCCUACCUGUGCGCGGACUGCGCUGACGGCCGCUGUGACUUCCAGUCGGGGCGCUGCCUUUGUAACCCUGGUGUCCACGGACCCCACUGCAACAUGACGUGCCCGCCCGGGCACCACGGCGCGGACUGCGCCCAGACCUGCAGCUGCCACGAGGACUCCUGCGACCCGGUCACCGGCGCCUGCCACCUAGAGACCAACCAGCGCAAGGGCGUGAUGGGCGCGGGCGCGCUGCUGGCCCUGCUCCUCGGCCUGCUGCUCUCGCUGCUCGGCUGCUGCUGCGCCUGCCGCGGCAAGGACCCCAUCCGCCGGGAGCUCUCGCUGGGAAGGAAGAAGGCUCCGCAACGCCUGUGCGGGCGCUUCAGCCGCAUCAGCAUGAAGCUGCCCCGGAUCCCGCUGCGCAGGCAGAAGUUACCCAAAGUCGUAGUGGCUCAUCACGACCUGGACAACACACUCAACUGCAGCUUCCUGGAACCACCCUCAGGGCUGGAGCAGCCCUCACCAUCUUGGUCCUCCCGGGCCUCUUUCUCCUCCUUUGACACCACAGAUGAAGGCCCUGUGUACUGCAUCCCCCACGAGGAGGCGGCUGCAGAGAACCGGGACCCAGAGGCUCCCUCUGCUUGUGCGGAGGCCCCAGCGCCUUCCCCGGCGCCCUUAACCACGCCAGCGUCCGCAGAGGAGGCACCUCCGCUCUCAGCGUCCUCUGACAGCGAGAGGUCGGCGUCCAGCGUGGAGGGACCCGGCGGGGCGUUGUACGCACGCGUGGCUCGGCGGGAGGUCCGGCCGGUCCGGGCCCGGGGUGAGGCUGGGGGUUUGUCGUUGUCGCCAUCGCCUGAACGCAGGAAGCCGCCGCCACCCGACCCCGCUACCAAGCCCAAGGUGUCUUGGAUCCACGGCAAGCACGGCGCCGCUACCGCUACCCAUUCGCCCUCACCAUCGACCCCAGGCCCCGAGCCUGCACCCAGCCCGAGCAAGAGGAAACGGACACCCAGCGACACGUCGGCGCGGCCCCCUGGGCUGGCCGAGGAGCUCCCGGCCCUCGUCGCGCCCUCGCCGCCCCGGGCCCAGAAGCCGGCGCCGCCGCAGAAGGCCAAGCGCUCGGUGCCGCCCGCCUCGCCCGCUCGCGUGUCCCCAGCGCCCGAGGCCAUAGGGCCCGAGAAGGCAGCGACCAGCACGCCGGCGCCCGAGACCCCUCGAAAGAAGACUCCCAUCCAGAAGCCGCCGCGCAAGAAAAGCCGGGAGGCGACGGGCGAGCCCCCGAGGGUGGGCGCGCCCACCCUGUAGGGCCUCGGCCUUGCCGUGCCUGCAGCUUCCCCUGGCUUAGCCGCGUUGCCUGCCACCCCGCGUUCUGCGACCCCGGCAUCUCCCGCGCGCCCUGGGCACGGGAGACCUCCCCUUGCCGAGGCCCCUAGCGGCACGGCAGGAGGUUGUGUCUGAUUGGCUCAGGCUCCAGCAGCCUCUCCUUGGGCGGAGCAGCGCUCAGGCGGGAAAUCCCCCAUCCUAGUGAUCGAAGCCUGGCGCUUAGCUGGCAGUUCUCUCCCCAUUGGCGGAAUUUUGGAGCUCUCUGACCACCCACGUUUCAUUGGCCAAGACCAGAUGAGUUCUGCCUAGAGACCACUACUUACUGUACAGUAUUUGACUGGGGCUACCUUUUCAUUGGCUGAGGCCAGAAGCACUUCUACCUUAAGCUACCCCUCAUUGGCCAGGGCCUGGUGCCUCCUGGUUGGAAGGUCCCUUCCCUGGUAGUAGCCCAAGGCUACUUCCAUUGGCCGGACUCCAGGGCAUCUGUCUGGUUGACUGCAGCCUGGGGAGAAGGGCUGGUCUCUGCUCCUCGGAGGGCUCGGUGCUCCUCGACUGUCCCAUUCCUUCCCUUCCUGGCACCCCAAGCUCCCGCCUCCCAGCCCUCACCCUCAGCUGUCGAGCUGGUAUUGAUAGCCUCCCACCACCCCACUCGCUGUGGAAAUCCCAGGGGGGCGACUCCAGUGGCCUGAGAAGAUGUAUUUAUAUGCCCCCGGCAGGGCUGCUUACACCCCGUCCAGGGGCCCCAGGAUGGGCUCCUCUUGGCAGGGCCUUGGCCAAAGCUUAAUAAAGUGCCUUUCUUUUCCCUU